AUGGCGUCUCAGCUGGCCAGGAAUAAGGCUCGGAUGGCGGACGGCAUCGGCAGUCGAGACAAUGCCGUCCCCUUCAACCAUCAGGACUUCCGGCAGCUGCGGAAUGAGUCUUCAGUCUGGAAAACUGUUUGUGACCCCACCUUCCCUGCAGGCUGGGAUUCUCUGGGAUACAACCAGCUGGGGCGCUACUCAUCCAAAACCAUUGGUGUGGAGUGGAAGCGUCCACGCAUCAUCACAGCGUCAUCAGUGUCAUCACAGGGUCAUUACAGUGCAUCACAGCAUCAUCACAGCGUCAUUACAGUGUCAUCACAGCGUCAUCAAAGCAUCAUCACAGCGUCAUCACAGCGUCAUCAAAGCGUCAUCACAGCGUCAUCACAGCGUCAUCAAAGCGUCAUCACAGCGUCAUCACAGCAUCAUUACAGUGUCCAUCACAGCGUCAUCAAGCAUCAUCACAGCGUCAUCACAGCGUCAUCAAAGCGUCAUCACAGCGUCAUCACAGCGUCAUCAAGCGUCAUCACAGCAUCAUCACAGCAUCAUUACAGUGUCAUCACAGCGUCAUCAAAGCAUCAUCACAGCGUCAUCACAGCGUCCUCAAAGCGUCAUCACAGCGUCAUCACAGCGUCAUCAAAGCGUCAUCACAGCGUCAUCACAGCAUCAUUACAGUGUCAUCAAAGCGUCAUCACAGCGUCAUCACAGCAUCAUCACAGCGUCAUUACAGUGUCAUCACAGUGUCAAUCAAAGCGUCAUCACAGCGUCAUCACAGCGUCAUCACAGCGUCAUUACAGUGUCAUCACAGCGUCAUCAAAGCAUCAUCACAGCGUCAUCACAGCGUCAUCAAAGCGUCAUCACAGCGUCAUCACAGCGUCAUCAAAGCGUCAUCACAGCGUCAUCACAGCGCCAUCACAGCAUCAUUACAGUGUCAUCAAAGCGUCAUCAAAGCAUAUCACAGCGUCAUCACAGCGUCAUCAAGCGUCAUCACAGCGCCAUCACAGCAUCAUUACCAGUGUCAUCAAAAGCGUCAUCACAGCAUCAUUACAGUGCAUCACAGCAUCAUCACAGCGUCAUUACAGUGUCAUCACAGCACCAUCAAAGCAUCAUCACAGCAUCAUCACAGCGUCAUCAAAGCGUCAUCACAGUGUCAUCACAACUUCGGAGGACGGCAUCUGCAGUCGAGGACAAUGCCGUCCCUUCAACCAGCAGGAUGUCCGGCAGCUGCGGAAUGAGUGUCUUCAGUCUGGAAAAACUGUUUUGCGACCCCACCUUCCCUGCAGGCUGGGAUUCUCUGGGAUACAACCAGCCGGGGCGCUACUCAUCCAAAACCAUGGUGUGGAGUGGAAGCGUCCCACGGAGCUGUGUUCCAGUCCUCAGUUCAUUGUGGACGGGGCGUCGAGGACGGACAUCUGUCAGGGGGCUCUGGGUGACUGCUGGCUGCUGGCUGCCAUUGCCUCUCUAACCCUCGACCCUCAGAUUCUGGCCCGAGUUGUUCCUCCACAACAGAGCUUCACUUCCCAAUACGCUGGGAUCUUCCACUUCCAGCUGUGGCAGUACGGCGAGUGGGUGGACGUGGUGGUGGACGACCUGCUGCCCACCAGAGACGGGAAGCUGCUGUUUGUCCACUCAGAGGAGGGCAGAGAGUUCUGGAGCGCCCUGCUGGAGAAGGCCUACGCCAAGGUCAACAGCUCUUAUGAAGCUCUCUCUGGAGGCUCCAGCAGUGAAGGUUUUGUGGAUUUCACUGGAGGAAUUGCAGAAAGCUACAACCUGAAAGAGGCGCCGCCAUUCCUGUUCCAGAUUAUGAGGAAAGCUCUGAGACUCGGCUCAUUGCUCGGCUGCUCCAUCGAUAUUUCCAGCUCCUACGAGACAGAAGCUGUCACGGGUCAGAAGCUGGUCAAAGGCCACGCCUACUCCAUCACAGCUGCAGAGCAGGUCCAUCGCUUUGGUUCUGUGGUGGAGCUGCUGAGGAUCAGGAACCCCUGGGGUCAGGUGGAGUGGACCGGUGCCUGGAGCGACGGUUCAAAGGAAUGGAACAGUGUGGAGCCAGAAGAGAAGAAGAAGCUGGACCACUCCGCCGAGGAUGGAGAGUUCUGGAUGUCCUACACUGACUUUCUGCGUCAGUUCUCCCGUCUGGAGAUCUGUAACUUGACUCCUGACACUCUGUCCAGCAACAGUCUGAGCUGCUGGAACUACUCAGACUUUGAGGGCGUGUGGCGGGUCGGUUCCACUGCUGGAGGCUGCAGGAACUACCCCGCCACGUUCUGCUCCAAUCCUCAGUUCGUAAUCCGCUUGGGGGACGUGGACGACGACCCUCACGACGGUGAGGACGGCUGUACUGUACUGAUUGGUCUGAUGCAGAAGGAUGGACGAAGGGAGAGACGCUUUGGACGGGAUCUCAACACCAUAGGCUACGUCAUCUACCAGGUUCCUGAUGAGUUUCAGGGUCGUAAUAACGUCCGUCUGGGUCCAGACGUCCUGCUCAGGACCACAUCGGUGGCACGCAGUCAGACCUUUAUCAACUUGAGAGAAGUUUGCGACAGAUUCAAACUACCACCUGGAGAGUAUGCCAUCAUUCCGUCCACCUUCGAACCGCAUCGCAAAGGGAGCUUCAUCCUGAGGGUGUUCACCGAGAAACAGGCGGACACCAGUCCGAUGGAGGAGGACAUCAGCGCCGACAUCACAGAGCCGGAUGUCGGUGAGACAGACGUGGAUCCUCACUUCAAACAUCUCUUCCAGCAGAUCUCCGGAAAGGAUUCACAAGUUUCAGUCACUGAGCUCCAGCAGAUUUUGAACAAAGUGAUCAGUCAGAGGUCAGAGGUAAAAACCGACGGCUUCAGUCUGCAGACCUGCAGGAACAUGGUCAGCCUGCUGGACACUGACGGCAGCGCCUCACUCGGUCUGGUGGAGUUUCAUUCUCUGUGGAUGAAGAUCCAGAAAUAUUUGGAAACCUUUCGGCAUCAUGACGUGGACAGCUCGGGUACGAUGAGCAGCCAUGAGAUGCGGGCAGCGUUGGUCGAGGCUGGGUUCCAGUGAACAGUGUUGUGAUCCAGGAGGUUGUCAACCGUUACGCCGACGCCGCCUACGCCAUCGACUUUGAAUGUUUUGUGGGCUGCCUGAUCCGCCUGGAAAUGCUGUUCAAAAUGUUUAAGGCGUUGGACAAGAAGAACCGAGGGAAGAUUGAACUGGAUCUUCAGCAGUGGCUGUGCCUCGCCAUAAACUGACCGCUACAGUGACCCCUGCAGGACAGUGAUGGAUGUUUUAACUGUUUAGUUAAAUAAGUUGAUUCCUACGCUAACACUAAUA
Thalassophryne amazonica is the source of this 3294-nucleotide messenger RNA. RefSeq names its product calpain-2 catalytic subunit-like. Gene Ontology annotation, molecular function: calcium ion binding; calcium-dependent cysteine-type endopeptidase activity. The record is from RefSeq and is a predicted model, not a curated record. The transcript has 22 exons. Bases 1 to 3024 code for a protein of 1007 amino acids. Gene Ontology annotation, cellular component: cytoplasm. Lineage: Eukaryota; Metazoa; Chordata; Actinopteri; Batrachoidiformes; Batrachoididae. Gene Ontology annotation, biological process: proteolysis.